UGCAAGAGAAGAGAUUACUUCAAUUCAACUCCACAAACAAACAACCAGAUCUGAGAUCCCAAUGGCUUUUUCGUCUAUAAACUAACAACUUAUUAUAUUCCCCCUCAUCUCUCGUAUCUCUUUAGCUCCUUCACAACCUUCCACUCUUUAACCUCUUGCCUCUCGGCUCUCGCCUCCGCAACAACCACCAUUUUUUUUCCUAAAAUGGCGAAAUUACCCUUCCUCUCGACGUUCCUCCUCCUCCUCCUCUCGCUUCUGUCCCUCACUACUGCCGAGAUCAAAACCCUAACCAUCACUGCCGACUCCCGCCCCAUGAUUCUCUUUGAAAAAUUCGGAUUCACCCAUACCGGCCACGUCACCAUCUCCGUCAGCUCCGUUUUUGUUUCUUCCUCAACCUCCGCCCCUAACCCUAACCCUUCCCGUCUCGGUUUCUUCCUCCUCUCCGAAGAAUCCCUCCUUCAAGUCCUCGUCGAGAUCCAACAAAACCCUAACUUCUGCGUCCUCGAUUCGCACUACAUUCUAAAAUUGUUCAACUUCCGUGACCUCUCUCCGCCGCCUCUCUCGCGCUUCAAUCAAUCGUAUCCCGUCACGGCUCCCAAUGAAUACUCUCUCUUCUUCGCCAAUUGCGCGCCGGAAACUCAGGUCACAAUGAACGUACGGACCGAAAUUUAUAACUUGGAUCGCGAUGGUUCGAGGGAUUAUCUCUCAGCCGGUUUGACUCAACUGCCUUCGUUGUUUUUCUUCUUCUCGUUCUUGUACGUAGCGUUUGUUGGAAUCUGGAUCUACGUUUGUGUCACGAACAAGAGAUCGGUUCAUAGAAUUCACUUGUUGAUGGCGGGGUUGCUUUUGAUGAAGGCGUUGAAUCUUAUUUGCGCUGGGGAGGAUAAGCAUUUCGUGAAAGUCAGCGGGACGCCUCACGGUUGGGAUGUAUUGUUUUAUAUAUUCCAAUUUUUGAGGGUCGUUUUGCUUUUUACGGUGAUCGUUUUGAUCGGGACGGGGUGGUCGUUUUUGAAACCAUUUUUGCAAGAGAGGGAGAAGAAAGUGUUAAUGAUUGUGAUUCCAUUACAGGUUUUGGCCAACGUGGCUUCGAUUGUGAUUGGUGAAACGGGGCCGUUUAUUAAAGAUUGGGUGACAUGGAACCAGGUGUUCUUGUUGGUAGAUAUUAUCUGCUGUUGCGCCAUUAUCUUCCCGAUUGUGUGGUCGAUUAGGUCUUUGAGGGAGACAUCGAAGUCUGAUGGGAAGGCGGCCAGAAACUUGGCGAAAUUAACAUUGUUUAGGCAGUUUUAUAUUGUGGUGAUUGGGUACUUGUAUUUUACGCGAAUUGUGGUGUUUGCCCUUAAGACCAUUGCUGCGUAUAAGUAUCAGUGGGUGAGCAAUGCAGCUGAGGAGACAGCGAGUUUGGUGUUCUAUAUGGUGAUUUUCUAUAUGUUUAGGCCAGUGGAGAGGAAUGAGUACUUUGUUCUUGAUGAGGAGGAAGAAGAAGCUGCCGAGAUGGCCCUCAGGGAUGAAGAGUUUGAGCUGUGAAUUCGGUAAAUUGUUACAAUACGAUCAUUUGGAUUUUUGUUUACAGGUAGAAUAUCUGUGUCAAGCCUGUCGCUUCGGUUUCUCUCUCUCUCUCUUUCUCUUUUUAAGCUUUUAAUUUUAUGUUAUAAGAACUUUUGAUUUCAUAAUACUUUCUGUACCUUUAAUGGAAUUUUCUCGUGAAGAUGAUAGUGAAUUCUGAAUUAUAGAGUUAGUUCAAAUGUACGUGUUUUUGCUUGUAGCAUUGUUUUUUCUUUUACCAUCGGGCUGUAUGGUGCAAUUUGACGAGAUCCAAUGUUUUUGUUCA
Molecule: messenger RNA, 1828 nt
Organism: Pistacia vera
Lineage: Eukaryota; Viridiplantae; Streptophyta; Magnoliopsida; Sapindales; Anacardiaceae
Product: protein CANDIDATE G-PROTEIN COUPLED RECEPTOR 7-like
Exons: 2
Coding region: 205-1524 (439 amino acids)
Biological process (GO): transport
Cellular component (GO): membrane; Golgi apparatus
Source: RefSeq, a predicted model, not a curated record